This is a messenger RNA of Aspergillus ruber CBS 135680, 1324 nucleotides long. RefSeq names its product flavin adenine dinucleotide pyrophosphatase. The record is from RefSeq and is a predicted model, not a curated record. The coding region runs from base 92 to 1087 and encodes 331 amino acids. The transcript has 3 exons. Lineage: Eukaryota; Fungi; Ascomycota; Eurotiomycetes; Eurotiales; Aspergillaceae.
UUCAAAUGCCCCAUUCUCUCCACCAUCCGAAUCCUCUCGUCCUUUUUUCUCUCUUUUCCAUUCUUUCUCCGUAUCUUCCUAAUUCUACUCCAUGUUCGCCCGUCUCACCCAACUCACCCGCCAUUUAUCCCGCCCAUCACUCGCUUUUACUCCGGCCAUCACGAAUCCCGCACCGUCGCUAUCUCCAUUGCACCAUCGCGCUCCGUCCAUGAUGACAUCAUCUGCCAUAACAAAUGCCUCAAAGACAAUACAUACUGCGGCUUGUUUGAUUAUUGGUGACGAGGUUCUUGGUGGAAAGACCAUCGACACCAAUUCCGCCUACUUCGCCAAAUACUGCUUCCAGCUUGGAAUACAGCUAAAGCGCAUCGAAGUCAUUGCCGACGAUGAGAACGAAAUCGUCGAGGCCGUCCGUCGCAUGAGCAACAAAUAUGAUUUUGUCGUGACUAGUGGAGGAAUUGGGCCAACCCAUGACGAUAUAACCUAUGAAUCGAUAGCCAAGGCCUUUGGCCUGAAGUUGAAACUAUACCAACCAGCCUUCCAACGGAUGAAGCAGCUCUCCAGACCCCAUCCCAUGCAGCCCCAUUUCGACUGGGAGAAACCCUCCCCGGGACUCACUGCGAAGUUGCGCAUGGUCGAACUUCCGCAUGACCCGAAGGCUCCCGAAGAGCAGCAGGCCAUCUUCGUCGCGGAUGACAUGUGGGUUCCCAUUGCGGUGGUUAACGGAAACAUCCAUAUUCUCCCUGGUGUGCCGCGUCUGUUCGAGCGAUUGCUCGAGUGUCUCAAACCCAAUCUGCUGCCGCGCUUGACGAACCCUGAGGGCAAGGGUAUCUACCGCUUCCUCUUCAGCACGCCGCUCCCUGAGAGUGCCAUCGCACCGUACCUGACGGAACUUGCCAGACGGGCUAACCCGCACGGCGUUAAGGUGGGUAGUUACCCCCGUUGGGAGAAGAAGCGGAACACCGUCACUUUGGUUGGCGGUAACAAGCAUUUCAUGGAGACGCUUGUGCCGGAAGUCGAGCACAACGUCCACGGCCGCAAAGUGAGCCGGGAAGAUGAAUUGGACCCCCCUUCGGACUGUGAGAAAUAAAAAGCUCUCAACAUGUGCCGGAACUGGUUCAUAUUUUGCUAUGUUCAUGUGUAUUGAAACUUGAUUAUGUAUAUAGACUCCAGAUAGUCAAAUGAUUGGCGUGGAUAGCUGCUUUUUGGGCAUCAGAUGUCAGGCCAAGUACAUGAAUCCCUGUUUUAUAUUCAAUAAGCUCAUUUCAUUGCAAUGUGACGUUGAAAGGUUCUCUCAUAUCGCGCUACUAUGUAUUUUCUAGUCGGG